This is a messenger RNA of Silurus meridionalis, 2793 nucleotides long. RefSeq names its product serine/threonine kinase 16 (gene stk16). Gene Ontology annotation, cellular component: Golgi apparatus; cytoplasm. Gene Ontology annotation, molecular function: ATP binding; protein serine/threonine kinase activity. NCBI's taxonomy places the organism in Eukaryota, Metazoa, Chordata, Actinopteri, Siluriformes, Siluridae. The record is from RefSeq and is a predicted model, not a curated record. Gene Ontology annotation, biological process: protein phosphorylation.
GCAUGCGCUAAACGUCACGGGCACGUCAUAACCCGGAAGUGCGUCCCUGUAGUGGAUGCGGAAGUGGCGAGACAGCCGUGGAGGUCGGAAUCCUUAAACAAAAAAAAAAAAAAGUUUUUCUGGAUGACUGAGCAAUGCUAGGUCGAGGAUGGGACACGCCUUGUGUAUCUGCUCUCGCAGUUCCAUCACCAUCGACAACAAGAGAUACUACUUCAUCCAGAAACUCGACGAGGGCGGUUUUAGCUACGUCGAUCUGGUUGAAGGAGCUCAGGACGGCCGUUUCUAUGCUCUGAAGCGAAUCCUGUGUCAUGACCGAGAGGGAAGGAAAGAGGCGCAGACGGAGGUGGAGAUGCACCGGAUGUUCAACCACCCCAACAUCCUGAGUCUGACGGGCCACGCUGUCAUGGAGCGUGGAGGAAAGAGCGAGGCCUGGCUCCUCCUGCCGUACAUCAGUAAAGGAAGUCUGUGGUCCGUCCUGGAAAAGCUGAGGGAUAAAGGUAGCUCCAUGCCGGAGAGCCGGAUCCUGCACAUUUUCCGUGGCAUCUGUGAAGGUCUGAAGGCCAUCCACGACAAGGGAUAUGCACACAGAGACUUGAAGCCCACCAACGUGCUGCUGGAGGAGAACGACAAGCCGGUGCUGAUGGACCUCGGUUCCAUGAACAAAGCCCGGAUCGAAGUGAAAGGUUCCAGAGAGGCCAUGACCGUGCAGGACUGGGCAGCUCAGAGAUGCACCAUCUCCUACAGAGCACCUGAGCUUUUUAACGUGGAGAGCCACUGCAUCAUUGAUGAAAAGACGGAUAUUUGGUCACUAGGGUGUGUACUAUACUGCAUGAUGAUGCUGGAAGGACCGUACGACUUGGUGUUUCAGAAAGGAGACAGCGUCGCUCUCGCUGUCCAACCGGUCGCCAUUCCACAGUCAUGCAGCUUCUCUGAAGGACUCCAGACGCUCCUGAGCUCCAUCAUGGUGACGAACCCUCAGGAGCGACCCGACAUCAACUGGGUCCUCGAGCGGGUCAGGAACCUCCAGAGUUUAGAUGGAGCAGCGAUGGAAACUGACCGAGUAUGAUGAAGGGAGAGUUCUUUUUAUCUUCUUCUGUGUGGACUGUUCUUUUUAUUAUUAUUAUUACUUUUACCUCAGUAAACACAUUGAGUACAUGUCUUACAUCAUGCAGGCCCACACACACCUGAAUCAUCUCCUGUCACAUCACACUAGCCUUUUUGCUAACUCAGUGUACUGAUUAGCAUCAAUAGAUUGUGAGCUACAUUAGCCAUCCAGGUUAAAUUCAUCUACCUGUUAUUAAUAGUACCUCAGCCACAGCUAACUACUGCUAGCAAAACUAUUACUAUAUAUAUAUAUAUAUAUAUAUAUAUAUAUAUAUAUAUAUAUAUAAUCUCUAUCUGUGUGUGUGUGUGUGUGUGUGUGUGUGUGUGUUACUCGACUCGGAACCCAGAACUAAUUAGCUAGAAGCUAGUUAAAAUAGGCUAAUUAUUAUAUAUUGUAAUUAUAGACAGACAGCUAACGGUGAUAUCGGAGUACAAUUAGACUGGUUAUAUUUUGCGGCUAAGAUCAAUAGCUAACUAAAAAAAAGGCAACUAAAAUAUAAUAAUUAGCAAACAGUGAAUAGCUAAAUAUAGCUGGGGGUCACUAUUUCUUAAGCUUGCUAAUAUCAUGCUAAUUAUAUGAUAUGAAAAUUAUAUUAUACUAUAAAGCAGGAAUUUUUUUUAUGGUUUGAUGACCAGGAGCAGUGUUUUAUGCUGUUUUAUUUAAGUGUCUUAUUCUAGAAAUGUAUUUUCUUUUUUAUUUGUUAAAACUAAAGAUUAAUGAAGUGAACAGUGAAAGUGUGUGUGUGUGUUUGUGUUUGUGUUUGUCAAGUUUUUAAAUCAGGCCAGUGAACAGAUAUUCGCCAGUGCUGGAAGUCACGCCCGUUCUACUUAGCUUGUCUGAGAAACUUAACGCUAUAGACCUAGCUAACAUUAGAAUCGUACAUGCUGAGUUAGCGGUAUUUAUUCGAUACGCAUCAAAAAUUCAUACAUCAUUCUCCUCCUGUCCCCGAUGCCUCAUCGAUGUAUCGUCCCAGCCUUACACUGAGGUACCAGGGAAUCAUUGGGUUUAAAAGGCGUGCGUUUACGUUCUUCAUCGUUCCAAUUCUUAAAGUUUCAUGGCAUCUUCACAUUUUUAACUGCAUAGGACACGGGAAGCUUGGAGGUAUUAGCCAAUAGAAAAAGAGUAGGCGGGGCCGUGGCUACUUGGGAACAAGGUACUGUUUAUUCUGUGGUGAUUUUCUUACUAACAAUUCCACAUUGUUUGGCCACACGUUCUGUAGCUUUACUUUAAAACUUUAUUUAUUAGCAAACAAUAUUUUCUCCUUUUCUUUUAAAGGGAAAUUGGUAAAAAAUAAUGCAAUGAUUUUCUCACUUAAAAGUAAGAUAUUGUUACAUAUCAGGUUUUUUUUCGCACAGAUUUUGUGAUAAGUUGUUGCUCAGUUGGUGAAUUACGUCAGCUAACGUUCAUGUCAACCAUGAUGUGGUUCUGAGUAUCACGAUGUGUGAUGGAACCGAAUUUCUGUUUAUGCAUUUCUUGGGACCUCUUUCUUGACUAGUUUCAUUGUUUGUUUUUUUUUUUUGUUUGUUUUUCUUAAACCUUGGGGUUCAUUUGAGUGUGAACGAGUUUCUGAGGUUCGUAUUGUCAUUGUAUUUUAUCUGUACGUAUUUUGACAGAGGAUCAAGACUGUAAAUAUACGUCUCUUGUUUUGUUUUUACUUCACUUUGAUUAAAAGGAAUUCAUGCUUUCAA